ACCCCCAGAUUGUUUUCAUUCGCCGCCGCCGUCCCAGCGCGCAAACUUCCCUUUAAGGGAGCGAGGCUGGCCGCUCGGAGCCAAUGGCAGCGCCGCGUGGCGCGCGGGGAGAAGCUCCGCCAUGCGAACCAGUGUCUCUUUAAAGGGCUGCCCCGGUCCGGCUCUCGGGCUGUGCGCGCCGUGGACCUGUUAGCGUAUCACGUGCCACAUCCUUAAUGAAGUGGACGCGCAAGGGGCGCGGGUGUGCGCAUGCGCCGAGUGUAAAAAUGUACUUGGAAAUGAGGUGUCCGUCUUGGAGAAGUCGACUUUUAAAAAGCAUCGGCAGCCCCUGAUAUGACGACUUCGCUGCUUGUGCAUCCACGCUGGGCGGACACCUUGAUGUACGUUUAUGAAAAAAGCCCGAAUGAAAGCGCUCCGAAUAAAAGCCAAACAAUGGAGGGACUGAGCGGCAAUUGCCCCGCGACUCACUGCAGAGACCUGAUGUCGCACCCCGCCCUGGGAAGACACUCCGGCACCAUAGCGACCCACCAAGGCUCCGUCUACUCGGAUAUUUCCUCGCCGGACACCGCUCGCCAGUGUCCCGCCCCGCAGUCGUCCUCCGGCGCCUCGCUGAGCUACGGCUACCCGUUCGGGGGCCCCUACUACGGCUGCAGGCUCUCCCACUCCCACAACGUCAACUUGCAGCAGAAGCCGUGCUCGUACCACCCCGCGGACAAAUACGCCGAGCCCGGCACCGCUCUCCCCGGCGAGGAACUGUCUAGCCGGGCUAAAGAGUUCGCUUUCUACCCCAGCUUCGCCAGCUCGUACCAGGCCGUGCCGGGAUAUCUGGACGUGUCGGUGGUGCCCGGCAUCAGUGGCCACCCCGAGCCGAGGCACGACGCCCUCAUCCCCAUGGAGGGGUACCAGCACUGGGCUCUCUCCAAUGGCUGGGACGGGCAGGUGUACUGCUCCAAGGAGCAAACGCAGUCCGGUCAUCUGUGGAAGUCGCCGUUUCCAGAUGUGGUGCCCCUGCAGCCUGAGGUGAGCAGUUACCGCCGCGGCCGCAAAAAGCGCGUCCCUUACACCAAGGUGCAGCUGAAGGAGCUGGAGAAGGAAUACGCAGCCAGCAAGUUCAUCACCAAAGACAAGAGAAGGCGCAUCUCGGCCGCCACCAACCUCUCGGAGCGCCAGGUCACCAUUUGGUUCCAGAACCGGCGGGUGAAGGAGAAGAAGUUUGUCAGUAAAUCCAAGAACAGUCACCUGCACGCCACUUGAUGAGGAGGUCCGACAUUAUGCCGCCAUCAUACCUCUCUCAUCGGAAAGAAAACGUCAAAAUCAUUUUUUUUUUUUUUUUAAAUUCACAUCACAUACCCCCCCCCCCUCCCUCUUCUCCUCCCAAACUCCGCCGCUGGUUUCAAUUUGGAGUCUCUAAAAACUGUGAAAAAUACUGAAAAUUGACUCCAUAUUUGUUUUAUAUGACUGUACAUAUAUAAAUAUAUAAUAUUUAAAACGAUAUCUGUAUUUCAAAGUCAAGUAUUGUGUGUUUUCUUUUUUUUUUAUUUCCCUUUUUCUGUCUUCUCUUUCUCAUUCAAACCAAAUCACGGAAGGAAAGUGGACAUUUCAAAAAGAUCAAGACUGAUUUUUGCUGAUUUUUUUUUUUAUGCUGGGACUUACAAUGACAGGUUGAAGACAAAAUACUUCAACAUACUCGCCGCUGAAGAAGAAAAAAAGAUAAAAAAAAAUGACUUUUGGUCGAAUUUGGAAUUUCAGAGGCGGAAUUUGUUGUUUAUCUGUGUAGUGCAAUGUCUUCUUAUUUAAUUCAUAUUAUGUAGUAUGGCCGAGCUGUAACUAGAGUAUACUUGUAUGUUUUUUUUUGUUCCUUUUUGUCCGAGAAGGAUUCUGUCAUGCAACUGCAAUGAUU
This is a messenger RNA of Doryrhamphus excisus (bluestripe pipefish), 1900 nucleotides long. It is a transcript of the gene hoxc13a, whose product is annotated as homeobox C13a. The record is from RefSeq and is a predicted model, not a curated record. Gene Ontology annotation, molecular function: DNA binding; DNA-binding transcription factor activity, RNA polymerase II-specific. NCBI's taxonomy places the organism in Eukaryota, Metazoa, Chordata, Actinopteri, Syngnathiformes, Syngnathidae. Gene Ontology annotation, biological process: regulation of DNA-templated transcription.